Hordeum vulgare subsp. vulgare (domesticated barley) is the source of this 2334-nucleotide messenger RNA. RefSeq names its product beta-1,2-xylosyltransferease XAX1-like. The coding region runs from base 112 to 1815 and encodes 567 amino acids. Gene Ontology annotation, biological process: plant-type cell wall organization. Gene Ontology annotation, cellular component: Golgi membrane. The transcript has 3 exons. Gene Ontology annotation, molecular function: UDP-xylosyltransferase activity. NCBI's taxonomy places the organism in Eukaryota, Viridiplantae, Streptophyta, Magnoliopsida, Poales, Poaceae. The record is from RefSeq and is a predicted model, not a curated record.
CUUCUACCUCCCUCUCUCCACGGAGCAAAUCCAUCCAGCCUCUCUCUCUCCCUCACUCACUCGGUUGAGCGCCGCACAGAUCCCGGAGCGCCUGACGUCGGGAGCGCGCGGAUGGCGUCGACGACGGCGUACUCGCGGCCGUCGAAGCUGCCGAACAGCGGUGCCGGCGAGAGGAGGCCGCCGCCGCCGCGGCUAAUCAGGGCGUUCUUCGGCUCCGGCGCCAAGAUCGAGCCCAGGAAGCUCGGCGCCGGCCUGCUAGCCGGCUGCUGCCUCGCGCUCCUCACCUACGUCUCCCUCGCCAAGCUCUACGCCGUCUACUCCCCCGUCUUCGCCACCACCUCGGCCCUGCUCCAGAACGCCCCGCCGUCGCCGUCGUCCUCGUCCUCGGCGCCGGAGGCGGUGGCGGUGGCCGCUCCGCGUCCGCCCAAAGAACCGGCAUUUAUUGGCAGCAACAACGGCAGCGCCGUGGAUCGCGUCGAUUUGACCCCGGCGACGGCCGGCUCUCAAGAGCCCGGGGUGCCGGAGGCGGUCUCCGGAAAGGAACACGCGGAGAAGGCGCCGGCGCCGGCGAACACCUCGGCACCAAUGCCAUCUGAGGAAGGAAAGAGGAAGAGCAGCAGCAGCAGCAAUGUCACCGCCGGUCCGAUGAGCUGCGACGAAAAUGGAGUGGACGAGGGGUUCCCCUACGCGCGGCCGGCGGUCUGCGAGCUGUCCGGCGACAUCCGGGUCAGCCCCAGCCAGAAGACCAUGUACCUCGUCAACCCGUCCGGCGGCGGCGGCUUCGACGAGAAGGGCGAGAAGCGGCUCCGGCCGUACGCCCGUAACGAUGAGUUCCUCCUGCCUGCCGUGGUGGAGGUGACUGUCAAGUCUGUCGCCUCCCCUGAGGCCGCGCCACAGUGCACGAAGCAGCAUCGCGUCCCCGCGGUGGUGUUCUCCGUCGCCGGGUACACGGACAACUUCUUCCACGACAACACCGACGUGCUGAUCCCAUUGUUCUUGACGACGGCGCACCUGAAAGGCGAGGUGCAGCUGCUGAUCACCAACUACAAGCCGUGGUGGGUGCAGAAGUACACGCCGGUGCUGCACAAGCUCUCCAACUACGACGUGAUCAACUUCGACGAUGAUGCCGACGUGCACUGCUUCUCCCGUGGGUAUCUCGGCCUGUACCGUGACCGCGACCUCAUCAUCGCCCCUCACCCGACCCGCAACCCGCGCAACUACACCAUGGUGGACUACACUCGCUUCCUCCGAGCUGCGUACGGGCUCCGCCGCGACCAGUCGGCGGUGCUCGGGGCAGAGCCCGGAAUGCAGCCCCGGAUGCUGAUCAUCUCGCGCAACGGCACGCGCAAGCUGCUGAACCAGGAUGAGGUGGCCACCACCGCUUCGGAGCUCGGGUUCAACGUGACCGUGGCCGAGGCUGGUGAUGACGUGCCGGCGUUUGCGGCCUUAGUGAACUCCGCCGACGUGCUUCUGGCUGUGCACGGCGCCGGGCUGACCAACCAGAUCUUCCUGCCGACGAACGGGGUGGUGCUGCAGAUCGUGCCGUGGGGGAACAUGGACUGGAUGGCGACCAACUUCUACGGGCAGCCGGCGCGGGACAUGCAGCUCCGGUAUGUGGAGUACUACGUCGACGAGGAGGAGACGAGCCUCAAGGACAAGUACCCGAGGGAUCACGUGGUGUUCAAGGACCCCAAGGCGCUCCACACGCAGGGGUGGCAGGCGCUUGCCGGCACCAUCAUGAAGCAGGACGUCAAGCUGAACAUCACCAGAUUCCAGCCCUUCUUACUCCAGGCCAUGGACGAGCUACAGGAGUAGCAGCAUCGUCUCCCCAACCAGCCCAGGUAAACUCACAUCACAUUCACCAAACACUGAACGCACAACAAGAUGAAAUGCAGAACAAUGUAAUGCUAGUGCUAGUCGCUACUCACUACUCACUACUACUGCUGCUGGAAAGGGUGAUGAUCUGAAUCUGAUCAUUCGGUCAUGCCGCGGAUUCAGGGAACCUGCACUAGUGUGGUGGAUGUGUCGUUGUGUUGUACAAUCUGUAGUAGGAGCAUCAUGUUCGAGACGCGCGCGAUCAAUUUUGAGAAUUGCUGUUGUGUGGUAGGCGGAGAGGUUUGGCUGAAAUUUGCAGUGGAAGGAAAGAACCGCUGUGAAAUCAGUGAAAUCUGUAUUUUGCGAACGUGGCGAGAAUGUUGCUGGUUGCUGGUAGGCUGGACAGUUGUGCCUUCUCUUGAUCCUCUAUGGUUAUUUUCAUGUGACCUUAACCUUAUCUUGAAGAAUUUUUGCUGUUCAACUUUGUGGCUGUUUAAUAUAAGUACCUUAUUCUCAAAA